UAAAUCUUUAAUUCAUGUCUAUAAAAUUACAUUCACCAUCUGGUUAAGGAAGAACACAUAAAAUAUUAGUAGCAGCUAAAUUGGCUAAUCUCCAAUUGGAAUUGAUUGAUACAUAAAUACUUUAGAAGAAUUUCUAAGAUUUAUAAAACAAAUUUCCAUUUGGAAAAGUGCCAGUCUUAGAAACAUAAGAAGGCAAUAUUUUUGAAAGCAAUGCUAUUCUUAGAUAUAUUGCAAGACAUUCAUAAGGAUUAUAUGGGUAUUUUAAUAAUUUAAUAUAGAAAAACACUUUAUUAAUAAGGUUUAGUUGAUUAAUGGUUAGAUGUAACAAUAAAUGAAUUAGAAACAGAUGUUGUAACAUCUGCUCUAUAAGUUCUAGGACAUAUUCCAAUAAUGUCUACAUAAUAUAAGACAUCUUUAAAUUAAAUUAGUCAUACAUUAACUAUUGUAGAUAAUUAAUUAAGCAAAUCUAAAUAUAUAUCUGGAGAUUCAUUGACAAUUGCUGAUAUUGCUUUAGCAUAAGUUAUUACAUUUGCAUUCACACUUUUGUUUGGAGAAUCAUAGAGAAAUAAAUAUCAAAACUUAUUAAAAUGGUUGAACGAAAUUAAUUCAUUACCUUAAUGGAGAGAAGUAAUUAUAUUUAUAAAUAUCAAAGGAAUUUGGUAGAUCAAGAUUCCCAAAGACUGCCUUUUAAUAGAGUGAUGUAACUGAGGAUAAAGAUAAAAAGGAAAAGAAAGAGAAUAAAUAAGAAUAACCAAAAUAAAAAGAAUAAAAAGAAUAACCUAAAUAGAAAGAAUAACCUAAAUAGAAAGAAUAACCUAAAUAAAAAGAAUAACCAAAAUAAAAAGAAUAACCUAAAUAAGAAGAAGAAGAUGAUGCACCAAAAAAGAAAGAAGCAAAUCCUCUUGAUUUAUUACCACCUUCAACUUUCAAUAUUGAUGAUUAUAAGAGAAUCUUCUUUGCAGAAAAAGAUAUUUAAAAGAAUAUAGAUACUCUCUUUGCCACUAUUGAUUUGAAUGGAUGGUCUUUAUGGUUAAUCAAAUAUAAUAAAUCAGAAAAUGAAGGUAAAUAAUUAAUUCUCACUAAUAAUUUAAUGAAGGGAUUCAUAAACUAAAGAUUAGAUCAAAAUUUCAGAAAAUAUGCAUUUGCUAUUCAUGGAGUUUAUGGUGAUGAACCAAAUCUCUAAUUAAGAGGAGCAUGGCUUUGGAGAGGAAAUGAAGUUCCAAAAGAAUGGGUAUUUAUUGUAUUGAUAUAAAAUUUAGAAAGAUCAUGUUGCUUAUGAUUAUCAUGAAUUCAUUAAAGUUGAUGUUAAUAAUGCUGCUUAAAAAUAAUUAUUUAUUGAUUAUUGGGUUAAAUAAGAAGAGGAUGUUUCAGAAGUUGAAGGAUUAAAGGCCAGAAGUUUAAUGUAUUUCAGAUGAGAUAUAAAUAUAAAAUAUAACAAUAAAUAAU
Paramecium primaurelia is the source of this 1446-nucleotide messenger RNA. NCBI's taxonomy places the organism in Eukaryota, Ciliophora, Oligohymenophorea, Peniculida, Parameciidae. The record is from the annotation of a GenBank genome assembly.